Doryrhamphus excisus (bluestripe pipefish) is the source of this 2790-nucleotide messenger RNA. RefSeq names its product deltaB (gene dlb). NCBI's taxonomy places the organism in Eukaryota, Metazoa, Chordata, Actinopteri, Syngnathiformes, Syngnathidae. Gene Ontology annotation, biological process: Notch signaling pathway; cell communication; multicellular organism development. The record is from RefSeq and is a predicted model, not a curated record. Gene Ontology annotation, molecular function: calcium ion binding. Gene Ontology annotation, cellular component: signaling receptor complex; cell surface; plasma membrane.
CCGUAGGACAGAAGACGCGCAGGCACUGGAAGGAUAAGAAAGUUAGGCGUAAUCAACGAUUUGACGGAUUGUUUAAUUUUUUUGGGAUACUUAUCAGGGAUUAUUACGCACGGCGUAUAUGAGCUCAUUUACUUAAAACUGGACAGCGAAAGAAAUGUCGCAUGUACACCUGAGAUACCUCCUGGCUUUGGCCUUGGCGGAAGUUGUGUUUUCCUCCGGAGUUUUCGAGUUGAAAAUUAAUUCCUUCCACACGGCGCAGCGCAUCUGCAGGAGACACAGGGACUGCCACAUAUUUUUUAGAAUAUGCCUAAAGCACCCGGAGGAUGUGAUAUCUGCCGAACCGCCCUGCACCUUCGGGACCGGCCAAACCAACGUCAUCAGGGCCGAUCACACCUCCAUCUCCAGCAGCGCUCCCAUCAGGGUGCCCUUUCACUUUAAAUGGCCGGGCACAUUUUCGCUGAUUAUCGAGGCCUGGAACGCAGAAUCCCCGACCGAAUACACAGGUAGCAACAUCAUGGCAGUAAUAAAGUCGCUCCCACACAACACCGCACAGCAUUUCAAGUUGUACCUUCUCCAUACAGAUAACCAAAACAACCUCGUGAACCGCCUGGCUACCAGGAGACGGCUAUCCAUCGGGGAGGACUGGUCACAGGACGUCCACUUUGGAGAGCAAAGCGAGCUACGCUACUCUUACCACGUCUUCUGUGACGAAUACUAUUUUGGAGACGGCUGCGCGGACUACUGCAGGCCGAGGGACGACACGCUGGGUCACUACACCUGUGACGAGGAGGGCAACCGGAUCUGCCUGGAGGGCUGGAAAGGAAACUACUGCUCUGAACCCAUCUGCUCAGCGGACUGCAGCGAAAGGCACGGCUACUGCGAGGCCCCUGGGGGCUGCACAUGUCGCAUGGGCUGGCAGGGCCCCUCCUGCAACGAGUGCGUCCGCUACCCGGGUUGCCUCCACGGGACCUGCAGCCAGCCGUGGCAGUGCAACUGUCAGGAGGGCUGGGGGGGCCUCUUCUGUGACCAGGACUUGAACUACUGCACCAACCACAAGCCGUGCGCCAACGGCGCGACCUGCACCAACACCGGCCAGGGGAGUUACACGUGCGCCUGCAGGCCUGGUUUUGGGGGGACUAACUGUGAGCUGGAAACCAACGAGUGUGACAGCAACCCCUGCAAGAACGGAGGCAGCUGCAAUGACCUGGAAAAUGACUACUCGUGUACCUGCCCUCAAGGAUUCUACGGUAAAAACUGUGAGAUCAUCGCAAUGACGUGUGCGGACGGUCCCUGCUUCAACGGGGGGACGUGUGUGGAGACCAUGACGGGAGGUUACACCUGCGGCUGCCCGUCCAGCUACACAGGCUCCAACUGUGAGAAGAAGCUGGACCGCUGCAGCAACCGGCCCUGUUUAAACGGCGGCGAAUGUCUGGACCUCGGCCAGAGCGUUCUCUGCCGCUGUCAGGCCGGCUUCACCGGCGCCAACUGCCAAGUCAACAUCGACGACUGCGCCUCAAACCCUUGCCAGAAUGCCGGCACGUGCCAGGAUGCUGUGAAUGACUACACUUGCUCCUGCACUUUGGGGUACACAGGCAAAAACUGCAGCGUGCGCUCGGACGCAUGCGGCGCCCGUCCGUGCCAGAAUGGUGGCACUUGCUUCACUCACUUCACCGGGCCCGUUUGCCAGUGCCCGAAAGGGUUCAUGGGCCCAAGUUGCGAGUUCACUCUCCAGCCUAGUUUCAAACCCGCUCUGCGCCAAACCGCGCAGCCCUCCUCCGCUACGCUUAGCAUCUCCUGCGUUCUAGCCAUGCUGGUCGUGGCUCUCGCGGCUGGUAUCAUCUUCCUGAGGAGGCGUAGGAGGCUGCAAGGAAGGAAGCAGCUGAGCGACAUUGCGGUUUACAAUGACCUGGAGACGGCGAACAACCUGGGCGGAAGCGAGAGAGAUUCCUUCCUCGGUCCGAACGGCCUGUUCAAGAUCAGCAACAGCACGGCCCGACUCAGCUUCCCUCUCUGCCCGGAAGGAAGGUCAGGGUACAGGCACAAUCCGGUAGAGAGCAGCCUGGCCAGAGAGGAUUUCAUGUGGCGCGACGAGGCCGGUCUGGGUCCCGGAGCCGGGUUGAGAUGAGCGGAGCGGAGCUCGGACGGGAGAAGCACAUAUUAGCACUUGUUGCUCCUCUUUCUUCAUGCACUGUAACACGAGGAGCAAAACACCGCAAAUAGCAACAAAUGAUUUUUACAAAGAUUAUUAGAAAAAUAUACGGGGGCACAUUGAAGACCCAAAGAGGCCGAUAUUAAGACCCACCUUUCACAGGACCUGCAACUCAAACCAAAUACUUACAAUACUUAACCGCUUUGGAAAAAUUGCUGUAUGACUUUGAUAUGAUCUUUAAUAUCAUUUGCUGUCUGUUUUUUUUAUUUUUUUUUUACACAGAUUUUUUUUUUGCAUUUCAAUCUUCCUUUACUCAUUUUUUCCUUAUUGUGCGCACCAUCAUGUUUAUCUUUUAUAUUAUUUAUUUAUUUGAAAACCUAUGUUUAUUGCUUCACUUUGAUUGUGACAGAAAUAUAUUUAUACGAUGCUGAAUGAAGACUUUGGGCCGUGUGGAAGAGAAAACAUCCCAAAGUUGUAACGGGCAGGGAUAUGAGGAUAUAUAUAUAUAUACAUUGCCCCCGUCAUGUGCCAUUUUUUUUUACGUUCAUACCAAAGUUUGCGUGAUGUUAUAUGUUAUGUCAUUGUUAUUUAAGUUGAUCAUAUUGGGGUUUUUUUUUGUUGAGGAAUAAAAACCAACAAUG